GAAGGGGCUGGCCCUAAGUCCUCAGCUCUGGCUCUGAGCCUGAGGCCAGAGCUGCCUUCAGCUUCUGCUGCUCAGACCUCAGCCUCCCAUCCCCGGCCUCUGCCUCCAGGCACCUGGCUUGCAGGUCCUCUCAGGAGCCAUGGAUCCCAGAGAGAUCCGGGGGAAGAGCGCCAAGUCCUGGCUGGGUCUGAUCCUGCUCUUCGCCGUACUUCUGGGCUUCUACAGCAACGUGUUCAGCCUGAUCCCCAGAAGACAGACAGAAGAGUCUCAAAGCAGCCCUGAGGCCCACCACCUGCAGGGCCAACGGCAGAGCCUGCCUUUGAGCAGCCAGGAUGAAAACGGCGUGGUUCUGCAGAGGAUGCUGCUGGAGAAGAAGGAGUCCAGUGAAGGUGACGGCCACCCGGACACCUGCAGGAUACCUGAAGUCCCCAGGUUGCUUUACCCCAAGGCCCAGCUGCUCAAGCCCUCGAGAGUGGACGUGCUGGUCAUGACCCCCUGGUUUGCUCCCAUCAUCUGGGACGGGACCUUUGACUCUGCCAUCUUGGAUGCACAAUUCAGAAACACCACCAUUGGGCUGACUGUGUUUGCCAUUAAAAAAUACGUGGUCUUCCUGCGGCUCUUCCUGGAGACGGCGGAGAAGUACUUCAUGGUGGGACACAGGGUCACCUACUACGUCUUCACCGACCGGCCGGCGGACGCGCAGAUCGCCCUGCAGGCCGGGAGGCAGGUGGUGGUGCUCCACGUGGGGAGCUACAGGCGCUGGCAGGACGUCUCCAUGCACCGGAUGGAGAUGAUCAGCAAUUUCUCCCGGCAGCGCUUCCUGCGCGAGGUGGAUUACCUGGUGUGCCUGGACGUGGACAUGAAGUUCAGCGACCACGUGGGCGUGGAGAUCCUGGCGCCGCUCUUCGGGACCCUGCACCCUGGUUUCUACGCAGCCGACCGCCAGUCCUUCACCUACGAGCGCCGGCCCUUGUCCCGAGCCUACAUCCCGAGAGACGAGGGUGACUUUUACUACGCGGGAGGCUUUUUCGGGGGGUCGGUCCCCGAGGUUUACCGGCUCACCACGGCCUGUCACCAGGCCAUGACGGCCGACCGGGCGCGGGGCAUCGAGGCCGUGUGGCAUGACGAGAGCCACCUGAACCGGUACCUGCUGUCGCACAAGCCCAGCAAGGUGCUGUCCCCCGAGUACCUGUGGGACGAGCGGAUGCUGCAGAGGCCGCCCCUACUCCGCAGGCUGCGCUACGUGGCCGUGCCCAAGAACCACGCAGAGAUUCGGAACCGAUGAGAACUAUUGCCGAGAAAGGCCGUGGGCGUCAGGCCGCAGCGCGUGUCAGCGGUUCUACCGUCUUGGUAAGGGAUUGGCCCAAGGUUUGCUGGCGCGGGUGACGCCAUCGCCUUAUUUCCUCUUCUGGAGGGAACUCCACUCAGCGGACAAAGCCAGCCCUGCAGUCUUCAUUCCCGCCUCAUCCCGCCUUCUCUUCUACUGUGACUCGUCCUCCAAGGGCUUGACAAGGUCAGCUUCCUAGGACACAUUCUUUGGUUCUCUCUUCUUCCAGUCCUUGAAGGGAAUUGCUCCUCCCUCUGACAAAACAACAACAGAAACGACUGUAUUUGCAUAAAGCACUAAGGGUACUCCUUUGGCUGAGUCUGCCUUUCUGCCUACCUUACCCAUUGGUCUUGCCCAUUAUAAUGUGAGAUCCUGAGCGCGGAGGUCAAGAUGUCUUCAUCUUUCUGUCCAUCAGUACGCACCUCAGUGCCUGAUGCCCAGGGACUUUCCAAACUGUUCACAUUUAAAUUUAAGGAAGGGACUUCCUGGGUGCCCACCCAGUGGUUUAAGAGGCUGCCUGCCAGUGCUGCGGACACAAGUUGGAUCCCUGAUCCAGAAGCUAAGAUCCCACAUGUUUGUGGGGCCACGACUGCUGAGCUGGCGCUCUAGAGCCAGCUAGAGCCAGCUCUAGAGCUAACAAGAGAAGCCGGCUAAAGGAGUAACCCCUACUUGCUGCAACUAGAGAAAGACCCAAAGACCACGUGCUGCAAGGAAGAGUCUGUGUGCCACAAGGAAGACCCAGUGCAGUCAAAAAUAAAUCAAUAAAUUAAAAAAAUAAAAAACUAAUUAAAAAUUAAAUUAAAAGUGAAUGCAUAAAUUUAAGGAA
Messenger RNA from Dama dama (fallow deer), 2153 nucleotides. Its product is annotated as histo-blood group ABO system transferase-like. NCBI's taxonomy places the organism in Eukaryota, Metazoa, Chordata, Mammalia, Artiodactyla, Cervidae. Gene Ontology annotation, molecular function: glycoprotein-fucosylgalactoside alpha-N-acetylgalactosaminyltransferase activity. Gene Ontology annotation, cellular component: vesicle; Golgi apparatus; membrane. The record is from RefSeq and is a predicted model, not a curated record. Gene Ontology annotation, biological process: carbohydrate metabolic process.